GAAUGAAACGGACUGAAGCAACAGCUGCAGUGACUGCAGUAGAAAUACGCUCAGUGAGAUCCCCAUUAGCGCUCACUGUGAGCUCCGCUCCUAAUUGCAGUUUCCACAGUUGAAGUUCCAGUUGGGGAUGCACAUAAAGAAGAAAGACACAGUCUAGGAGUAGCCCGGAUCAUUAUUUGUGCCUCCACCCAGUCAGGCUCCGGUGUUCAUUAUGUUCCACCAUCUGACGGAUCAAACUGUUAAUGGCAGCUGCCAGGGACCCACUUCGGUGUGCAAUAAGAGCGCGGAUGGAGACGCGCUCCAGCUGCCUACUUUCUCCACCGCGGCCAAAGUCAGGGUCAUCAUCACCUUUACUCUGUGCGCAGUGUCAGCUGUGUGCAAUUUGGUUGUGCUGUGGGCUGCCAGCAACGGCGGCAAGCGCAAGUCACACGUCAGGAUCCUCAUCAUGAACCUGACGGUGGCGGACCUGCUGGUGACUUUUAUCGUGAUGCCUGUGGACGCGGUGUGGAACAUCACGGUGCAGUGGCAGGCGGGAGACGUCGCCUGCAGGCUGCUGAUGUUCUUGAAACUGGUGGCGAUGUACUCCUGCGCCUUUGUAACUGUGGUCAUUAGUUUGGAUAGGCAGUCUGCCAUCCUCAAUCCUCUAGGCAUCAGUGAGGCCAAAAGGAAAAGCAAAAUCAUGUUGACUGUGGCCUGGACGAUGAGUGUAAUCCUCUCGCUCCCCCAGAUGUUUAUAUUUCACAAUGUGACCAUCACAGUGCCAGAGAACUUCACCCAGUGCACCACCCAUGGCAGUUUUGUCCAGCACUGGCAGGAGACCCUCUACAACAUGUUCACCUUUGUGUGCCUCUUCCUCCUCCCUUUGGUCAUCAUGAUCUUCUGUUACACACGAAUCCUUAUUGAAAUAUCCAGCCGCAUGGCACGAAAUAACAUGCUGUCAAAAGAUGUUCACCUCCGCCGCUCCCACAACAACAUCCCUAAAGCUCGGAUGAGGACUCUUAAGAUGAGCAUCGUUAUCGUGACCUCAUUCAUCAUCUGCUGGACCCCGUACUACCUACUAGGCCUGUGGUAUUGGUUGUUUCCGGAAAAAAUGGAGGAGACUGUCUCUCAUUCACUGACUCAUAUGCUGUUUAUCUUUGGCCUCUUCAAUGCCUGUCUAGACCCCAUCACUUAUGGUCUGUUUACCAUUCAUCUUCACCAGGGUCUCAAGAGAUGCUGCCGAGGCGCAAACACGCGGACUGAAUUAGAAAGUAACACUUGCCUUGUACACAUGACUCGUCUGUCGUCUCACAGGCGGAUUGCCUCAGGUGGCCACAGUACAGACAUAGAGAAGGGAAAUGACAGCAACAGCACGAAAAGUGGCUCAAGGCCAAUCUUACCAGUGAGCAAGAUGUAAUGGCUUAAAGAAUUUCAAUAAAAGGAAUAUUUUCUCU
This is a messenger RNA of Dicentrarchus labrax (European seabass), 1433 nucleotides long. RefSeq names its product gonadotropin releasing hormone receptor 4 (gene gnrhr4). Lineage: Eukaryota; Metazoa; Chordata; Actinopteri; Moronidae. Gene Ontology annotation, molecular function: peptide binding; gonadotropin-releasing hormone receptor activity. The coding region runs from base 212 to 1396 and encodes 394 amino acids. Gene Ontology annotation, biological process: G protein-coupled receptor signaling pathway. Gene Ontology annotation, cellular component: membrane. The record is from RefSeq and is a predicted model, not a curated record. The transcript has 4 exons.